This is a messenger RNA of Hyaloscypha bicolor E, 625 nucleotides long. RefSeq lists its product as uncharacterized. The record is from RefSeq and is a predicted model, not a curated record. NCBI's taxonomy places the organism in Eukaryota, Fungi, Ascomycota, Leotiomycetes, Helotiales, Hyaloscyphaceae. The transcript is spliced from 2 exons. Bases 125 to 442 code for a protein of 105 amino acids.
CGAUGGCAGAGCCAGAUAUGCACGCAAGUGUCGGGGGAGAGAGGUUGGAGGAGGAGGGCGAUUGGGCGUGGGAGGGAGAGAGAGAGAAAGAAGAGGUCAGCUAACGCUGGCUGCCCUCUUGCUCAUGUCCGCGGCUUGGGGUUGGGUUGCGCUUGCGUGGUGGACUGAGGUGCAGGUGCAGGCGGAGGUGAUUGAGGUGGUUGUGGUGGCUGGGCAGAGCAAGAGCAAACUGAGGGGAGCUGGGCCGACCAGAGUGACGUGCGCCAGCAGACAGGGGCCAACCCAUGUGCGUGCAGCAACCUCGCUUUUUGCCUCCGCAGUUCCAACUUCGAGCUUCACGAUGUCAGAAAACCUUGCACUUACCAGAGCGCUUCGCUGUCAGGCGGUGGCACACAACUGCCGAGAUUUCCUGUUCCUGCUGGGAAACAAAUGGGUGAGAUGAAGCAGGAUUCAGAAGCUGCGGACCGAGGAGUGAAUCAGCGGAGAGCGGGUUUGGACAUGUCUCUCGAAGAAACAGACGGCGUUUCUUGUACUUGUUGAAUACGAGAACUACGCAACAGAGGCUAGCCACCACGCUGUCGCUGCUCAAGAGGCGCUAUUUCCAACACCAAGAAGCGGCUUCGAA